Messenger RNA from Fusarium fujikuroi IMI 58289, 1560 nucleotides. RefSeq lists its product as uncharacterized. Gene Ontology annotation, molecular function: transmembrane transporter activity. Lineage: Eukaryota; Fungi; Ascomycota; Sordariomycetes; Hypocreales; Nectriaceae. The record is from RefSeq and is a predicted model, not a curated record. The transcript has 4 exons. Bases 1 to 1560 code for a protein of 519 amino acids. Gene Ontology annotation, cellular component: membrane. Gene Ontology annotation, biological process: transmembrane transport.
AUGGACAACGUUCAGCACAGCGUCGCCGAGUCGACACCGCUUCUACAGCCCAACCUCAAUUGCGACAGAAGCCCUCCCAAGACGAACAAGGCCGAUGAGUGGCAGAAGGCAUGGCAGCGUCACCUUUCCCAGUGGUCAGCUCUGUACAUCUGCAGUCUGUUCAUCCUGCUCGUCGACGUCCCCAACUUCCUAAGCGAAGUCCCCAAGCUUCGUAUGCUCGAGCUUGGUCUCUGCCGUGAUUACUACGCUGCCACUGAUCCAAGCGUCAUCGGUCGCGAUGGCUCCGUCCCCGAGCAUCUUUGCAAGCUCCAUGAAAUUCAAAGCGCGCUCGCUAAAAUGAGAGGUAUUCUCGGCAUGAUUGAGGGUAUUCCUGGUCUCAUACUCGCUAUUCCCUAUGGCGUCCUGGCCGAUAGCAAGGGCCGUCGGUUGGUCACGGGCCUUAGUCUACUGGGCUUUGUCCUGAGAGACAUUUGGGCAUUUACUGUGCUCUACUGCCAUCGAGUAUUUCCUGUCCGUGCUGUGUAUGCUGCACCGGCUUUCUUGGUGCUGGGAGGGGGUUCUACUGUCAUCAGUCCCAUGAUUAUGGCCAUCAUUGCUGCUGCAAUCCCGGAGGCAUCAAGAACAAGGGCUUUUUUCUGGGUGCAGGUUGUCCUUCUCAUCACUGAGCUAAUUGCGCCACCACUUGGUGCAAUUCUCAUGAAGGCAUUAGGACCGCAUUUUGCUUUUCUGACAGCCGUCCCACUUGAAGCUCUGGCCUUUGUGGUGCUUGGAUUUAUCCCCAACACAAAAUCCUCCGACAGUGGCCCAAGCGACAUAGAGGGCACGGAAGGAGAAGAAUCCCCAUCUGCCAACGGCGAAUGUGAGGAAACUGUGAAUGAUGAAAACUCAUCAAAAAACAAGGUUCUACAAGCUCUAUCACACCUCUCACACAAUAUCCGACAUGGCGUUUGUACGUUGGGCAGUCAUAAAAGUCUCCUGGUCGGCCUUCUCGCGCUUGUUGUUGCAAAGAUGGCCCGGCCCAUGCUAGAACUCAUCUUGCAAUACAUGUCUGUGCGCUUCGGAUGGCCGCUGGCCAAGACGGCGUUGUUACUCUCGAUCCAAGCUGCGGGUCAGAUUCUGCUCUUUGCUAUAGUCCUACCGCAAGUCAAUGUCUGGCUCAUCAAAAGAAUGAAGACAUCUUCUGCUGCGAAUCUCGCUCUGACUCGAGUGUCAAUCAUCAUCCUUGCUGUUGGGUCACUCUGCAUGGGUCUAGCCACAGCUGUUCCGGCGUUCAUAAUUGCCUUUUUUGGAUACACGCUUGGCAAUGGCUUUUCAUCCGCCCUGCGAUCUCUCCUGACAACCAUGGUGCAUCCCAGUCAUCUGUCACUCUUAUUCACUGCAAUCGCCGUGUUUGAGGGUAUUUCAACUAUUGGCGCCUCGCCACUCCUCGGGCUGUCCUUCUCAGUCGGUUUGGACAUUGGGGGCAUGGUUGUAAGCCUGCCGUUCUUUGUUGCCUCGGUUCUUUAUGCCCUUGCUGCGGUGCUGCUUGUUAGUGGCAUGUCUACAGUCGUGCCCGCCUAG